Molecule: messenger RNA, 1230 nt
Organism: Closterium sp. Naga37s-1
Lineage: Eukaryota; Viridiplantae; Streptophyta; Zygnematophyceae; Desmidiales; Closteriaceae
Source: the annotation of a GenBank genome assembly
AUGGCGGGCAUGGGCGAUGGAUACGUGGGCACGGCGGCGGACGCGGUGCGGAUUCGGCGGCUGGAGAAGCAGCGCGAGGAGGAGCAGGCGAAGAUGGAGGAGCUGCGGAAGAAGUCGUCGCAGGGCCUGCAGGGGCUGCUGCAGUUCGGCACCGCCACCUCCGAGACGCUAGAGACGGCGUUCAAGAAGCAGACGGUGGGGCUGGUGACGCGCGAGCAGUUCGUUGAGAAGAGGGCAACGCUGCGCAGCAAGAUGGAGGAGGAGGAGCGAGAGGCCAAGCAGCGCCACGCAGACGACGAGGAGGAGAAGCAGAUGGAGAAGCGGCGGCGGCGGCGAGCAGCAGCGCCCACGGCCAAGCUCUCGUUCCUGGACGACCUGCAUGACGAGGAGGAGGAGGGGGAGGGGGAGGACGGGGAUGGGGAUGGGGAGAAGGAGAAGGGGAGGGAGCAACAGGAUAGAGCAGCAGGGAACGGGGCGAGCAGGGGCGGCGGGGGGGCAGCAGGGGAGGUGCGGAAGAAGGCGAGGAUGAGCAAGUUCGGCAAGAACCCUUUUGUGGAGACCGGCUUCCUGCCCGACAGGUGCGGUGCAGGAGGAGUGAGGGCAGAUGGGAUGGUAGACGGGAGGGGAAGGCAGAGGUGGGGGCAGAGAGGGGGGGCAGAGGUGGGGGCAGAGAGGGGGGGAAGGGCAGGGGGGAGGGCAGGGGGGAGGGCAAAGCAUCCUCCCUCUGCUUUAUCUUAUCCCCAUGCCCGCCCUUCCCGUGCCUAUCCUCUCCACCCCGUCGGCCAAUCAGACGAGCCGUUGGAGAUCACAUACAGUUUCUGGGAUGGGGCGGGGCACAGGCGAGUGAUCAAGGUGCGCAAGGGGGACAGCAUAGCGGACUUCCUGCGAGCGGUGCAGCAGCAGCUGGCACCUGACUUCAGGGAGGUGCGAUCGGCAUCAGUGGAGGGGCUCGUGUACAUCAAGGAAGAUCUCAUCAUCCCACAUCAAUACACGUUCUACGAGCUCAUAGUGAACAAGGCGCGCGGGAAGAGUGGCCCGCUGUUCCACUUCGACGUGCAUGAUGACAUCCGCACCACGGGGGAUGCCACCAUCGAGAAGGACGAGUCGCAUGCGGGCAAGGUGGUGGAGAGGCAUUGGUACGACAAGAACAAGCACAUCUUCCCCGCCUCCCGAUGGGAGAUAUACGACCCGGCUAAGAAGUGGGACCGAUACACCAUCCACGGCAACUGA